This is a messenger RNA of Fusarium keratoplasticum, 531 nucleotides long. RefSeq lists its product as uncharacterized. NCBI's taxonomy places the organism in Eukaryota, Fungi, Ascomycota, Sordariomycetes, Hypocreales, Nectriaceae. The coding region runs from base 1 to 531 and encodes 176 amino acids. The transcript has a single exon. The record is from RefSeq and is a predicted model, not a curated record.
AUGGAAUCGCCGACGCUGGCAACGAGUCUCCUCUCGGCGCUCCUGCCGCCGGAUCUUGUCGACUCGAUCAACAAACACGUCCUCCAUCCGCGAGCGCCCAUCCAGAUCCUCCUGCGCCACGUCCUCGUCCAGGCGCAGAACCUCCUCGAUACGGCGGCCCCCAUCAUCGAGCCACUCUUCGACCGCCUCAUGACGGCCAUGGCCGAGAACCAGGGUCUCGUCGGCGUCAUCGCCUCUCUUCUCGUCCUCGCCACCUUUCUCAUCAUCCUCAACUGGAUCCGUCGCCUGCUCAUGUGGUGGACGCGGCUGGCCAUGCGCAUCGCGACCUGGGCCAUCCUCUUCGCCAUAGCCGCCUGGGUGUGGGAGCGUGGCGUCUUUGAGAGUGCCAAGGACAUGGCCAUCGCGGGAGGAAAGGUGGCGGGAUACCUGGCGGUUAUCAAGGACGUCUGGCUGGAGGAGUACAACAAGUACGAGGCCCAGCAGGGCAUGGCAGGUUCGGGCGGAACGAAAUCGGGAGCGAGGUCGAGAUGA